Bipolaris oryzae ATCC 44560 is the source of this 624-nucleotide messenger RNA. RefSeq lists its product as uncharacterized. Lineage: Eukaryota; Fungi; Ascomycota; Dothideomycetes; Pleosporales; Pleosporaceae. The record is from RefSeq and is a predicted model, not a curated record. The transcript has 3 exons. The coding region runs from base 1 to 624 and encodes 207 amino acids.
AUGUCUACGUAUGCCCAGUCUCGCCAGACGAUCCGCUCAGUCGCACCGUCUUGCUCUUGCUUUUGCUUUGAUCGCCCAGCAGCGACCAUCGUGACCUCUCUCGUAUGCAAGCCUGGUUACCCCACAGUCGGCGAGAUGCACUGCACGCUGCACAGGUCCUAUCGCGGCCUCUCCAUGGUUUGCCCAGAGCCGAGCGUAGCCAUGCCGUCCUCGCUCUCCAUGCGCGGCCAGCCCCCAUUCUUCUUUUCUUCUGACAGCACCAUAUCCACCUUGGCACCGCUCUUCGUCACGCGUCCCGGUAUCGGCUCUCGUGGGGGUUACGCAAAAUUUUGUAAUCCUCCCAUAGCUGCUAUGCUGAGCGCGAUGAGGGCCGUAGCGGCUGCGGAAAGCGUCGGCGGGCCCACAACGGACCUCAGACAAUCAAACUCCUUCCCCGCCAUGGCCAUUGACCUGCACGCAUUGAGCAUUGAAACGCCAUUCUGUCGCCAUAAUGUCGCGGCAUUACGAUUUAGCGUUGUGUCGCAGGAUAGUGUAUUGCAGUGUUACUUGAACAUUUUCGUCAACGCUUGUACAACUAUCUGCGUUAUUAGUUAUGAGAUUGAUCAUGCUGUGGCCAUGCUUUAG